This is a messenger RNA of Osmerus eperlanus (European smelt), 1494 nucleotides long. RefSeq names its product hemogen (gene hemgn). The record is from RefSeq and is a predicted model, not a curated record. The coding region runs from base 325 to 1383 and encodes 352 amino acids. NCBI's taxonomy places the organism in Eukaryota, Metazoa, Chordata, Actinopteri, Osmeriformes, Osmeridae. The transcript is spliced from 4 exons.
CUCUCCAUCUCUCUCUGUCUCUCUCUCUCUAUCUCUCUCUGUGUGUCUCUCUCUCCAUCUCUCUCCACCUCUCUCCCUCAUUAUCUCUCUGUCCCUGUCUCUCUCACACACACACACACACACCAUCUGUGCCAGAAACAUGCCCUGUUUUUUUCUGCCAGUAUUGUGCCAACCACUCCACCUUUGCAAAUACGAUAAGGGCAAAGCUGCAAGAACUCUCCCUGCUCUGCUAAUGGUUAACCAGAUAAUCCCUUUAGAGGGGUGGGGACAAAACACUUUUUAGCACUUUUUUAUAAUCUUAACUCAUUUUGAAGAGGACGCAAAAUGGAGGAGUCAUCCCAGAAAGAGUUGGAAUACGAAGAUCCUGAUGAAAACGAAGGUGGGAUCCGGCGUAGACUGAGAGACAGAGAUCUCCUGAGGAAGAGGAGGGCCGAGGCAGAGCAGAAAGCUACAAACCAGUGGGUUUAUUGGAUGCAGAGCAGGAGGAAGAGAGCGAGAGGGGAGGACCGUGGCGGCUCAGGGAAACGAGGGAGGCCAAAGAAGGCCGAGACGUUACCGGGGCUCCUGGCCGCUGAGGAGGAACCGGGACCCUUACCGGACCCACAACCGGUAGCUCUCCCCGCUGUCGUGGAACCCUUGGGUGUGUCCAUGACAACCAGCGUGUCAUUGCUACCUGGCCGCCCUCCUGAGACGCCCACUCCCCCAGAGCCACAGCCAGCACACGCCCCCCGGCCCCCUCCUGAGACGCCCACUCCCCCAGAGCCACAGCCAGCACACGCCCCCCUGCCCCCUGCCCAGGGCCCACCUAAACCUACCCCAUACAGCUCUCUGCCCAUGCCAUGCCCGGCCCCUGACCUUCUCCCUGUCAUUGUUCCUGCCCUGGCCCCUGACUCUGCCUCUACCUCCACCCUUGCCCCUGUGCUUGCCCCAGCGUUUACCCUCACCCCAGCCUCUGCCCUCACCUCUGUCUUCACUCCCACCUCUGCCUUUACCCCCACCCUUGCCCCGGAUUCUUCUUCUUCCCCUGCCCUGGCCCCUAGCUUUGCCAUCACCCCUGCCCCUCCACCUGCCCCUGCCUCUCCCCCUACCUCUCCCCCUGCCUCUCCAACUGCCCCUGCCUUUCCUGCCUUUCCUGCCCCCGCCCCCAGCCCUAUGGAGACCCUGUACACAGAGCCUCCAGAGGGUGACAGGCUGGCCCCGGUCUUGCUGGAGGAGCUGGGCCCAGACGAGAAGCAAGACCUCGCUCCAUCACCAGACCACCCUGGUCAAGGACUGCUGGAGGAGGCGUCCAUCGAGGUGCCUGAGCAGAAUGCGUCUUUCUCACGACCCACCUACUCCUCUUCUGCGCCCCAAUAUGAAUAUUUCCCUGGAAGUAAUUUCUGAACAACCAACACAGUCUUUUGAAACCGUGCAUAUAACUUUAGGUUACUAUUACUUCAAGCUUAUUCUGUCAGACUCAUCAAGAAGAUGGAGGUAGAUGAGUAAAAAUACAAA